GGACCCGCCUCAGCCAAUCCGCUGCCGCCGGCGUCGGGUGCGCUCGGCCUCACCCGCGGCCCUCCUUCCCCGGAGCCCGCUCGCCGCUCGCUCACUCAGCCGCCGCUGCCGCCGCUGCCGCCGCCGCUGCCGCUGCCGCUGCCGCCGCCGCUGCCGCUGCCGCACCUCCGUCGCUGACUCGGUAAUUCCUGAAGAUGGCAGAAGCUCACCAAGCUGUAGCCUUUCAGUUCACGGUCACUCCGGAUGGGAUCGACCUGCGGCUGAGCCAUGAAGCUCUUAGACAAAUCUAUCUCUCUGGACUUCAUUCCUGGAAGAAGAAGUUCAUCCGAUUCAAGAAUGGCAUCAUCACUGGCGUGUACCCGGCGAGCCCCUCCAGUUGGCUUAUCGUGGUGGUGGGUGUGAUGACAACAAUGUAUGCCAAGAUCGACCCCUCGUUAGGAAUAAUUGCAAAAAUCAAUCGGACCCUGGAAACAACUGACUGCAUGUCCAGCCAGACAAAGAACGUGGUCAGCGGCAUGCUGUUUGGCACCGGGCUGUGGGUGGCCCUCAUCGUCACCAUGCGCUACUCCCUGAAGGUGCUGCUGUCCUACCACGGGUGGAUGUUCACUGAGCACGGCAAGAUGAGUCGCGCCACCAAGAUCUGGAUGGGUAUGGUCAAGAUCUUUUCAGGCCGAAAACCCAUGUUGUACAGCUUCCAGACAUCGCUGCCUCGCCUGCCGGUCCCGGCUGUCAAAGACACUGUGAACAGGUAUCUAGAGUCGGUGAGGCCUCUUAUGAAGGAAGAAGACUUCAAACGGAUGACGGCACUUGCUCAAGACUUUGCUGUCAGUCUUGGACCAAGACUACAGUGGUAUUUGAAGUUAAAAUCCUGGUGGGCUACAAAUUACGUGAGCGACUGGUGGGAGGAGUACAUCUACCUCCGAGGACGAGGGCCGCUCAUGGUGAACAGCAACUACUAUGCCAUGGAUCUGCUGUAUGUCCUUCCAACUCACAUUCAGGCAGCAAGAGCCGGCAACACCGUCCACGCCAUCCUGCUUUACAGGCGCAAACUGGACCGGGAGGAAAUCAAACCAAUUCGUCUUUUGGGAUCCACGAUUCCACUCUGCUCCGCUCAGUGGGAGCGAAUGUUUAACACUUCCCGGAUCCCAGGAGAGGAGACAGACACCAUCCAGCACAUGAGAGACAGCAAGCACAUCGUCGUGUACCAUCGAGGGCGCUACUUCAAGGUCUGGCUCUACCACGACGGGCGGCUGCUGAAGCCCCGGGAGAUGGAGCAGCAGAUGCAGAGGAUCCUGGACAACACCUCGGAGCCUCAGCCUGGGGAGGCCAGGCUGGCAGCCCUCACCGCAGGAGACAGAGUUCCCUGGGCCAGGUGUCGCCAGGCCUAUUUUGGACGGGGGAAAAAUAAACAGUCUCUUGAUGCUGUGGAGAAGGCAGCGUUCUUCGUGACGUUAGAUGAAACUGAACAAGGAUACAGAACGGAAGACCCAGAUACAUCGAUGGACAGCUACGCCAAGUCUCUACUACAUGGCCAAUGUUAUGACAGGUGGUUUGACAAGUCGUUCACGUUUGUUGUCUUCAAAAACGGGAAGAUAGGCAUCAACGCGGAGCACUCCUGGGCAGACGCGCCGAUCAUGGCCCACCUUUGGGAGUACGUCAUGUCCACUGACAGCCUCCAGUUGGGCUAUGCAGAGGAUGGGCACUGCAAAGGCGACACCAAUCCGAACAUUCCGUACCCCACCAGGCUGCAGUGGGACAUCCCCGGGGAAUGUCAAGAGGUUAUAGAGACCUCCCUGAACACCGCAAAUCUUCUGGCAAACGACGUGGAUUUCCAUUCCUUCCCAUUCGUUGCCUUUGGUAAAGGAAUCAUCAAGAAAUGUCGCACGAGCCCAGACGCCUUUGUGCAGCUGGCCCUCCAGCUGGCGCACUACAAGGAUAUGGGCAAGUUUUGCCUCACAUACGAGGCCUCCAUGACCCGGCUCUUCCGAGAGGGGAGAACGGAGACCGUGCGCUCCUGCACCGCUGAGUCGUGCGACUUCGUGCAGGCCAUGGUGGACCCGGCCCAGACGGUGGAACAGAGGCUGAAAUUGUUCAAGGUGGCGUCUGAGAAGCAUCAGCAUAUGUAUCGCCUCGCCAUGACCGGCUCCGGGAUCGAUCGUCACCUCUUCUGCCUUUACGUGGUGUCUAAAUAUCUCGCUGUGGAGUCCCCUUUCCUUAAGGAAGUUUUAUCUGAGCCUUGGAGAUUAUCAACAAGCCAGACCCCUCAGCAGCAAGUGGAGCUGUUUGACCUGGAGAAUAACCCAGAGUACGUGUCCAGCGGAGGGGGCUUUGGACCGGUUGCUGACGAUGGCUAUGGUGUGUCAUACAUCCUUGUGGGAGAGAACCUCAUCAAUUUCCACAUUUCUUCCAAGUUCUCUUGCCCUGAGACGGAUUCUCAUCGCUUUGGAAAGCACCUGAAAGAAGCAAUGUUUGACAUCAUCACUUUGUUUGGUCUCAGUUCUAAUUCCAAAAAGUAAUUCCACUGGAGCUGCUGGGAAGGAAAACGAGCUCUUCUGACGCAAACCAAAUGAAAAAUAGGCAUUAAUCCUGAUCUUAGUUCGGGAUGAAAAAUUGCUCUGAAAAAAACUCAGAAGUUUUCCUUCCAGAAAAUUUGGGUGUUUUUGUUUUCCUAGAACAGUAUCUCUACCCCUGUGAAGCGUAACCCCACUACUUCCAGACUUGCCUUCCCUUGGGGGACAUUUGACAGAGUCUCCCCUGAAGUCUCCGGAUGGGCUUGUGUUUAUUAAGGGAUGCAAAUCGUGUUGAGUUAAUGAAGGAAUUAGUAGGGUUGUGGCUUCACACACAUUGGAAUGGAAAUGGUGCGCUUUCUCAGUGGCAACCGAAGGCCUCGUGCUUAAGGGCAUUUAGCGUCAUCCAAGCAGGGUAAACUUUCGUUUUGUUAAAAGAAAAAUGUGUUUUUCAAGCUGGUGGUGUCCACAGUCAUAGCUAACACAUCUGGAAUGCACUAACCAAAAUGCUGUGCUUUGGAGACCUGCUUUUGUCGCCGUGGGUAACUGUUCCCGUCCGGUCCAGUUGCCUGUGUUUGCCUCUCCACAUGUGAAGCAAGCAGCAUGCAACGUCUUUAGUUUUACUGAGCUUGUAUGUCUUCGUGUCUUCACAACCCAGUGCCUUAAAAAUGAAAGGCCCUAAACGUAAGGGAGAUGGAGUGAAAGAUUUAUUUUGUGGAGUCUUUGGUCGGAAUUGUGGGUGUACUGUUCCCUUCACAAUUGACCGAGUAUGGAUAACCCUACAUAAGCAUUUGCUACACCCCACCAGCUCCUCCCCCUCAGAAAGACCAGUUCCUUCCCAAGGGCAGCUGUGCCACACUCCCCUCCCGGGACUGCCUUGUUGUCAUCAUAAGCAACAAAAGGAAGAAACAGGCACUUGUCAUAAAAGGGGAGCAAGGGCCGUGAUGGUCAGAUAAUUCACUCAAGAAUAAAACAUGACGCGUGCCUCAGGAGGAUCUCUUCCCCAGAGUGACAGCAAGGAAGGCAGGGCAUUGGCCACGGAGCGGGGACCAGCGAGUGAGGAAGGGGAGGGCAGCCCACCGUGGUGAGGAGAGAGUGGCUCCAUGACCCCAAGGGAUGGCCUUCUCCUCCCACCCGGUGAGGGGGAAGACUCGCAGGAGGGUGAUGGAGACAGUAUGCCAGCCCACUUUGGUGACCAGCCAGGGUGUCUCAAGUGACGGUGCUAGGUUCACCCAGCCUGUCCUUCAGAUAGGAGUGCCUUCACGAAAGCGUCUCAUGGACCACAAAGCAAUUAUGCACUGAGUCAUCUUGAGUAUUUAAUGCAAAAAUGAAGCCUCAUGGAAUGAAAUUCCCACUGGCUGUCAUGACAAGCUUAGCUGUCCAUUGUUUUAAAUUGUGUAUUUAUUUAUUUGACCACUUGGUUCUAGUUGGGCCUGACUCCUUCAGAGUCCUGCACCCCGACAGUACAACAGUGACGGCUCAACUGUUGGAGUCGAUGGAAGGUGCUUGCCGGAGAGCACAUGCUUUUUUUUUUUUUAAGAUGGAGUUUCGCUCUUGUUGCCCAGGCUGGAGUGCAAUGGUGCGAUCUCAGCUUACGGCAGGCUCCACCUCGCAGGUUCAAGCAAUUCUCCUGUCUCAGCCUCCCGAAUAGCCAGGAUUACAGGCCCCCACCACCACGCCUGGCUAAUUUUUGUAUUUUUAGUAGAGAUGGGGUCUCAUCAUAUUGGUCAGGCUGGUCUUGAACUCCUGACAUCAGGUGAUCUGCCCGCCUCAGCCUCCCAAAGUGCUGGGAUUACGGGCGUGAACCACUGUGCCUGGCCCACAUGCAUAUUUCAUGUAUGUAUACUUUGUGAUGUAAAAACACCACCUUUGUGGGCCAAAGAUUUUUUUUUCUCCUAAAAACAAUAAGAAAUGAAAACAAAAGACCAAAAAAAAAAAAAAAGGCAGCCAGGCACGGUGGCUCACGCCUGUAAUCCCAGCACUUUGGGAGGCCGAGGCGGGCAGAUCACGAGGUCAGGAGAUUGAGACCGUCCUGGCUAACACAGUGAAACCCCGUCUCUACUAAAAAUACAAAAAAUUAGCCGGGCGCGGUGGCGGGCGCCUGUAUUCCCAGCUACUCAGGAGGCUGAGACAGGAGAAUGGCGUGAACCCGGGAGGCGGAGCUUGCAGUGAGCCAAGAUCACGCCACUGUACUCCAGCCUGGGCAGCAGAGUGAGACUCCAUUAAAAAAAAAAAAAAAAAGCAAAAACAAAACAACAACAAAAGUCCCUGAUUGUCUGUGGUGUAUGAGUCAAGCAGGCUGGGGGAUGUAACUCCCUCUGCCCUCGGCAAGAAUAGUGCUUCCGUCAAAAGCUGGCAGCCGGCGUCAGUCCCUAUCAGAGCCAGCUAGAUCAUGCACUGUUGACCACUGAGCAAUCUGUGUUACCGUACAGUUCACAUGGGAAUUUGAGUGUAGACAUGUGAGUGCUUAAACAUAUUUGGGUUUCUCUCUCAGGUUUUAAAUGUUUCAAAUGUCAUUGUUGCUCAUCAGUGCAGUUAUCAAUGCAAUUUUAUAUUCCUUGAGGGGAGGAAGAGGGUGGUUAUUGUACAUGUCCAAGGGGGUUGGUAAGAGUAUUAUCUAUUUAAUUUAAUUUGGAACAAACCAUCGUCUUAACACAGCCAUGGUUUGAAUUUGUUAUCUUGGACUGACCGGUGCAUGUAAAUACAAUAUGCUCUUUGGAUGUAAAUCUUAGAAAUGCAGUGUGAAUGUAGGUUAUCAUUAAAACAUUAACCCCAGUCUACUACAA
Messenger RNA from Macaca mulatta (Rhesus monkey), 5293 nucleotides. It is a transcript of the gene CPT1A, whose product is annotated as carnitine palmitoyltransferase 1A. Lineage: Eukaryota; Metazoa; Chordata; Mammalia; Primates; Cercopithecidae. Gene Ontology annotation, molecular function: carnitine O-palmitoyltransferase activity. The record is from RefSeq and is a predicted model, not a curated record. Gene Ontology annotation, biological process: carnitine metabolic process; fatty acid metabolic process. Gene Ontology annotation, cellular component: mitochondrion.